AUGCCGUGGUGGGACUCCGUCGCCGUGCGGAAGUUCAGACUCCACCGGGACAUGCGCGCCACUGUGGACGCAGCUUUCGCCGAAUUCUGCCUCCGCGUCGGGGACGGCGCGCGCGCCUCUCCACCCUUCGAAAACGUAGACAGAGAGUAUGAGGCGUGCGUCGUCGAACUCCCCGACGCCGUUCUGGCCCCCCAUUCUUGGAGACCAGAAGAUUUGUUGGAGUGGGUGUGCGAGGGCUUUACCACGGUAGAGCCUGCGCAAUGGUACCAGUAUUAUGCUUCCCGUGCCGUUGUGACGCCAACGAACGAUGCUGCUGACGCCCUCAACGCCCUCAUGCACGCGAAGUUGCCCCGCGAUGCCGAAGUAGUGUCCCGGAGCCACGACGUGGCCAUCGCCGAAGUGGAUCACGGUGAUACCUACACCACCGAGUUUCUCAACAGCAUCCAAACAGCUGGGCCCCCGCCGCACGAGUUGCGCUUGCGCAGCGGCUCCUUAGUGAUCCCCCUUCGGAACUUCGCCCCGCGCCGCGGCCUGUGCAACGGAGCGCGGCUGGUUGUAGAAACACUGCGGUCGUACUUCCUCGUCGCCCGUAUAGUCGCAGCCCGCAUUGGGGACCGCAUCGAGCACCUGCUUGAGGAUCACAGUGGCAACUACGACGUGGCCGUACUAUCAUGCAACUUCACGCGCGCCGACCUCUCCAUGCUGCCGCUGACACCCCGCGAUCUGCAGCGCCGUUUGGGCUCUCCCUUUGACGACCACACGUCCACAGAAGGCCUCUUCCGUCCGCACGCGUACCUGUUCCGCGGCCCCAUGUGCGGAGGCCAUUGGUUCGUCGUGAUCUCUGCGCCUUCCUGUUCGAACGCUCCCAGUACUAGCAACACUCUGGCCCUCUGCGACUCCCUGUUCGCGCGUCCGCACGUCAUCCCGCCAUCCGACUUGGAUCGCAUGCUCGCCAUCUGGGCCUCCAAGAUCGCGUGGAACUCCGUGGGCGAUGUCCACUGCGACUGGUUGGCAAGGCUGGGACGUUUUGCUGUCCCAGAUGCCUUUGCUGGCAUCGAGGCAGCCCUCGUGGGCGCCAAGAGGCUACCAUUGUGGCCUCAGGGGGCGCCAGGAAGCGCACAGACCGCCGACCAGGCCGUCGAGAAGGCCUCGGCCGCGGCGGCCGCCGCCUCCAAGCGGAGCGCCGCGGAGCACGCCCGGAAAGAGGCCCGCAGGAAGCAAGCCGAGGAGGCCGCGGCGAAGCAGAGAGAAGAGGAGCGUGUGAGACUGGCUGCUGAAGCUGCCCAGAGGAAGCGCGCCGAGGAGGCCGCGGCGAGGCGGAGGGAAGAGGAGGAGCGCGCGAGACUAGCCGCCGAAGCUGCCCAGAGGAGGGCGAACAUGGAAGCGGCCACCGUCAGGGCGCCCGAGGUGCUGCGGCGGGCGGGGGCGCUGGCCGAGGCGGCGGAGGCGCGGGCGGCGAGCCUCUCGCGGGACGGCGAGGCGAUCAGGCUCGCGGCGGAGGCCGCCGCCCAGGCCCAGGCCCGCGCCAGCGAGGCGGCGGCCAGGGGGGCGCUGGGCGCCGCGGAGCUGGAGAGGCGCGCGGGCGACCUCGCGG
This is a messenger RNA of Prorocentrum cordatum, 1594 nucleotides long. Lineage: Eukaryota; Dinophyceae; Prorocentrales; Prorocentraceae. The record is from the annotation of a GenBank genome assembly.